Molecule: messenger RNA, 4028 nt
Organism: Tachysurus vachellii
Lineage: Eukaryota; Metazoa; Chordata; Actinopteri; Siluriformes; Bagridae
Gene: slc71a2a
Product: major facilitator superfamily domain containing 14Ba
Exons: 12
Coding region: 202-1677 (491 amino acids)
Biological process (GO): transmembrane transport
Cellular component (GO): membrane
Molecular function (GO): transmembrane transporter activity
Source: RefSeq, a predicted model, not a curated record
GGGAUUAAAAUAAACUGUACUUCCGCUGCUGAUCUAACGUUCCUGCAACCAUCUCCAUUUUACAGCUGAACUGAAACGGACACUGUACAUGUUAAAGAAUAGCCUACAGAGGCUAAACACGGAGGAAUCCUGGAAGGAGCCGGAGGAGAGAAGAUAUGCACACAACAUGGCUUUUAUGUCUCUCAUUUAAGAUGUGAUGACAUGGCUCAGGCAGGGAAAGAACCGAAACGGACUAACCGUGUCGUGCUGGUCAAGAGAAUAAUAAAGAGCGAUGACAACAACCCGAUGCAGCAAGGAAUCGGGAAGCCGAGUGUGUACCACGCAGUGGUGGUCAUCUUCCUUGAGUUUUUUGCCUGGGGGCUGCUCACCACACCGAUGCUUACCGUUCUACACGAAACGUUCCCCCAGCACACGUUCCUGAUGAACGGCCUCAUUCAGGGUGUGAAGGGCUUGCUGUCUUUCAUGAGCGCUCCAUUAAUCGGAGCGCUAUCAGAUGUCUGGGGCAGGAGAUCUUUUCUGUUGGUGACGGUGUUUUUCACCUGCGCGCCUAUUCCUCUGAUGAGACUCAGCCCCUGGUGGUACUUUGCCAUGAUCUCAGUGUCCGGGGCUUUCUCAGUCACCUUCUCGGUCAUCUUUGCGUAUGUAGCAGACGUCACCGAGGAGCGGGAGAGGAGCACCGCGUACGGACUCGUGUCCGCCACGUUCGCAGCAAGCCUGGUGACGAGCCCCGCAAUCGGUGCUUACCUCUCAGCCAACUACGGAGAUAACCUGGUGGUCCUGGUGGCAACGCUCAUCGCCCUGGCGGAUAUCUGCUUCAUCUUGCUGGCCGUCCCUGAGUCGCUGCCCGACAAGAUGAGACUGACCACGUGGGGCGCACCAAUCUCCUGGGAGCAGGCCGAUCCUUUCGCUUCUCUGAGGAAAGUGGGCAAGGACACGACCGUGCUUCUCAUCUGCAUCACGGUGUUUCUGUCGUACUUACCAGAGGCAGGCCAGUACUCCAGCUUCUUCCUGUAUUUACGACAGGUCAUUAACUUCUCACCUGCAACUAUCGCCGUAUUCAUCGGAGUGGUGGGGAUCCUAUCCAUCGUGGCCCAGACACUUUUUCUCACGCUGCUAAUGAGAACCAUUGGGAACAAGAACACGGUUCUGCUGGGCCUCGUAUUCCAGAUCCUCCAGCUGGCGUGGUACGGCUUCGGAUCAGAACCAUGGAUGAUGUGGGCGGCCGGAGCAGUGGCAGCCAUGUCCAGCAUCACCUUUCCUGCAGUGAGUGCACUCGUAUCUCGCAGCGCUGAUCCAGACCAACAAGGUCUAGUGCAGGGAAUGAUCACAGGCAUCCGAGGCCUGUGUAACGGCCUCGGUCCGGCGCUCUACGGCUUCAUCUUCUUCCUCUUCGAUGUGGAGCUGAGCGGAAUCGCACCCAUCCAGACCGACUACAACAUCCCUCUUCAGACUCCCAGUGAGAAGGUGGCGAUACCAGGUCCUCCCUUCCUGCUGGGCGCAUGCACGGUGCUGGCAGCCUUCUUCGUGGCGCUGUUCAUUCCAGAACGAACAACAGCGGGCACCAAGUCGUGCCAGGAGCUGAAGAGAAGCGGCAGCCUGACAGGAGCGCACGCCAACACGCCGCUUCCGGGCAGCGACGAGGACUUCGAGCCUCUUCUGGAGGACAGCACUGUGUGACUGUGUGACCGUCAAACUUUCCUCCAGCCCUCGGAGGAAAAAAAAAAAACAACCAGUGAGCAAAAGCCCCCACAAAGCCUCCCAGAAGAGUUUUAUUUAUAAUUAGGUUUUGUAUUAUGUUUUAAUAUUAACGCGGUUCGUUGUUGAAAUCUUUUGUUUUAAAUCUCGAAUUUUGAACCGAAGUUUUCCACGCAACAUUGCGUUUCAAUUUUUGUUUCUUUCCUUUUGUUUUUUUGUUUUUUUUUUUUUUUUUUGUAAAAAAUUUUUUUUUUUGUUUUACUCUAUUUUGCCACAGCUAAAAGGGCUCGGAUGUGCUGUAGCAGAAAUGGAGUGAAACCCUGCAGUGGGGCAGGUGGAAAACUUAAUGCUUUGUGUUUCUAGAUGCAACGUUGAGUCAGGUUUAAUGGGCAAAGUGCAGUAACGUGAAUCGCUUAACUUUAGACUUCAUAGAUCCUUAAGUUUACUGUGUUUUUGGAAAAACGCUCAGAUGGUUUUUAAGCGAUUAGAGCUCUCUGUAUAGCGGUUUCUAUGUAGAUUUCUCAUCUUUUGGAUUCAGAGCCAUGAGAUUUGUGCGAUCAGUGAUGAGAUUGUGAGUGUUUUUUAUUUUUUUCUUUUCUAUUUUUGUUUAUUUUUUUUUUUUAAUUUUUUUUUUUUUUUGUGUUACCAAGCCUUAAAGCUACAUAUCCAGUGAAAUAGGACUGUAGGAAUUUAACGUAUUAUUUAUUGACGCAGACGAGUUUGCGGAGCGUCGUGGGACGUCGUCAGAGCCGCAUCUUUCACUUGACGUGUCUUUUACGUUGACAGUGUUACGUCGAGGUGAAAAGGUUAGAAGGACGGUGCUAACGGAGGUACUGAUCAUGACGCAAUUACUGUGAGGCGCAGGUCAGUCGUGGUCAGUGAGGCACUGUUUUUAGGAGGGUAAAAGUUUCUAUGCAGGAGUUCUGAGCAUUUAGUGCUAUUUUUUUAUUUCUGUUUAUUUACAUUUGGUUUAAAAGCCAUUUUGCGUAAAAUAUGAUUUAAAAAAAAAAAUAAUAAUAAUAUUGUUUUUAUACUUUUGCAGGGAUGUGUGUGUGUGUGUGUGUGUGUGUGAGUGUGAAGGUGGCUGGCUGGGUGUCCAAAAUGUAAAAAAAGAAAAGAAAAUUCUGCAUGCUGUUUGUUUACUUAAAAAAAAAAAAAAAAAGAAAAAAGUGUUCUACGACUAUUUCGGGAACCGCAUGCAGAUUUUUCUUUCAGUCUUGUUUUCUUUUCCUCCAGAACCUCUCUAUGAUCCCAUGGAUGUGCAGAACACGAGCUCGUUCUCGUGCACAUCUUUUUUUUUUCCUUUAAAAUGGAAAAAUUCCAUAAGUGUCACCAGCUACCUCUUCUUUUCUUCUUUUUUUCUUUUUCUGAGGUUCUGAAGAUACGGAGUUUACUGUUUCCUCUUAAAGCCCUCCUGCUCCUCCUCCUCCUCCUCUCUUUCCCAGGAUAAAUUUUGAAAAAUGUAAACCCCCCCCACCUUAGAAAUAACCUACAUUACCAAACAGUAUUUUCGAAGGCCACACAUUCCAUUUGCCCACAGAAAAAAGCUUUUAGAGCAUUUGCAAUUAGUAGUGACCACUGAGGACUGGUUUUGAGCCUGGUAUGGGUUUAAUGUGAUGCCGUUUCCAUUUCGCAAGCUGUGCAUUGACAUUUGUGGUGUGCCUCUGUUUGCCUGUUGAACAGUUAAUUGUGCAGUAGGCAGAAAAAAAACCCUCAGAAGGCGUUUGUUAACUUUCCGACGGUCAUUUUAUAGUCACACCGCUUCACAUCACCGCCCUCUUAAAUCGUGACGAGGAGAAUUUUGGACAUUUACAGUUACACAGCGUAUAACUUUCAAAGCUUUCAAAAUACCAUAAACCGGCCAAAGGUUUAGGGGCGGAGCUUUGCACACAUAGCUGGAAAUAGGGGCGGGUUCAAAUCUUCACCCCAAACUCCGCCUAUUAAUAUUUUAUUUAAAAGAGGCCUUUCUUUCCUAAUGCAUGUUCUAUCCAACAAAACAUCACGCUAUGUCUUUAAAACGACAAUUUCUUGUUGAACAGGCAAAAAGAAAAAAUAAAUAAAUAAAUAACCCGCUCAGCAUGGCACCCAACACUCCGACACUGAAUAAUUACCUCACUGUUCAGUGUUAGAAGUUACAGAAAUAAACAGUCAUUUAUUUCCUGGAUCCAAAAUAACCUGGGCAUUUUACAUUUUUUUAUGCACAAUUUAUUUCUUUUGUGCGUGAACACAGAAAGCAGCUCAGACACAGUGUUUUUGUUUUUUUUUUUAAAUUCUGGACCUUUACUAAUCAAAUAUCACGUUAAUAAGACUAGUCAUAAAUUACAUUAUAUAAA